GUGAUUCUGACUGUUAUGUGUCUUGUGCCUGCAUGUGUGUGCGUGUGUGUGUGUGUGUGUGUGUGUGUGCGCGUGUGUGUGCGUGUGAUUCCCUCUGCAGUGAACACUCUGGGAAUCAGUGAUGAGCUGAAGCAGAAGCUGCAGGAUGUGAUGGUGGACAGACAUAAACUAACCCUGGGAAAGACUCUGGGAGAGGGUGAGUUCGGCUCGGUCAUGGAGGGUCUCCUGACACAGGAGGAUUCAGUGCUGAAAGUGGCCGUUAAAACCAUGAAAAUCGCUAUCUGCACGCGCACAGAGAUGGAGGACUUCCUCCGCGAGGCGGCCUGCAUGAAGGAGUUCGACCACCACAACGUCAUGAGGCUCUUAGGUGUGUGUCUGCAGACAGUGGAGAGUGAAGGCUACCCCUCGCCGGUGGUGAUUCUGCCCUACAUGAAGCAUGGGGACCUGCACAGCUAUCUGCUCUACUCCAGGCUGGGGGACUGCCCUGUGUAUCUUCCAUCCCAGAUGUUGGUGAAAUUCAUGACUGACAUCGCCCGGGGAAUGGAAUAUUUGAGCAGCAAGAAUUUCAUUCACAGGGACUUGGCCGCUCGUAACUGCAUGCUGAAUGAGAAUAUGAAUGUGUGUGUGGCUGACUUUGGUCUGUCUAAGAAGAUAUACAAUGGAGACUACUACCGGCAAGGCCGCAUCUCCAAAAUGCCCGUCAAAUGGAUCGCCAUUGAGAGUCUGGCAGACAGAGUGUACACCACCAAGAGUGAUGUGUGGUCGUUCGGUGUGACCAUGUGGGAGAUCGCCACGCGAGGCCAGACUCCGUAUCCAGGCGUGGAGAACAGUGAGAUAUAUGACUACCUGCGGCAGGGCAACCGCCUCAAGCAGCCCCCAGACUGCCUAGACUGCAUUUACUCCCUCAUGUUCUCCUGUUGGCUCCUGAGCCCCAAGGACCGGCCCAGUUUUGAGCGUCUGUGCUGUGAGCUGGAGAAGGUCCUGGAGGAGCUGCCCGACCCGCAGGACCCUGACGAGAUCCUCUACGUCAACAUGGAGGAGUCCUCCGGCGAGAUCGGGGCGGUCGGGGGUCGCGACCCCAACUGUCCUUUGGGGCUAGGCUUGGGUGGCGGUCUCGGGGGCAUGUCGGGCCUGUCCAUGCCCCUGCCGCCCAUGAAGGACUCGGUGGCCACUGUGGAGGUGCACCAGCCUCACCAACCCAACCGCUACGUGCUGUGCCCGCAGCACGAGACCCAGCAGCGCCUCCUACUGCCCGCCGCUGACUCCCUGGAUUCACUCCACUUGACCAUGCCCGGCGCCCCCUCGACCACCUGCUCCUCCUCCGCCUCGCCCACCCCCACCCUCCAGUUACAGCCGUCUGAGCGAUCCAGCCCCGUAUUCCCGCUCGACCCUGACAACGACGAUGACGUGAACACUGGGCCCGCCGCAGUCAGACGAGUCCCGUGGCAGUGACCUUUGACAUCUUUAAAAACGUUAUAUUGUAUUUUUCAACAGCCCAGCUUCCCCCAUGAUUCCCCCAAACAAGCACACCUAACUCCUUGCUUAUAGCAGGAACAUGAUUUUAAAUCUGACACAAGAAAGUGCUCAGAGAGAAAAGCCUGACCUCUAGUGGUGAAGUGAUAGAGCUGACAGGCCGGCCUGCAGGAUGCUUUUUGCUGAAGCACAAGGGAGUCCCCAACCACACAAAACUUCCACCAAUCAUUCCAACGACAAUGACGGAACACUUCCUAUACAUCCUCAAAUGAGUUGCUUUAGUUAAACACAUACCUGAUUUUUUUUCCACAAAAUCAUUUUAUGUCGAAGUCUAAGUUUGAGCAGCUUUGUGUCAUUGUUGGCUAUAUAGCCCCAUGUGCCCACUAUCUCUCACAAAUUGGGCUUUGUGGGUUUUCUCGCUGCUGGUCCUGAAGACCUAGCAUUCUCUCAUGGCUGCACAAGGCAAAGCAUUACCCAGACACCCCAGAAGGCCAUCUAGUUCUCAUCACCACCAAAUAUACUGACUGCAGCCUUUAAGGGGACGAGGACCCUCAACAAUGCCAGUCCAGAACCCCACCUGUAAAUAACAAACUCAGGAGGUACAUUUUCUACAAAGACACACUCUGCCAGUGAGAGGACUCCGGGGGGAGACGGGAGACGCUGGACGGGACGCUGUUUCAGGGGUAACCGUUCCACUCCAGGGAAACUCGAGCCUCUCCCUUUCACUCCACACCUACACUUGAGCUGAAAACCUCUGCAGCCAUGUUGCCAAGCACAUGAUGCCUUGACCCGACUCGAAGGGAUGAGUCUGCAGAAGUGAUGGCCUCAGUGAGACCUUGCAUCCCUUUCAACCAGUGCUGCCUGCAAGUGUGCACUUGUGUUAUGCACAUGUAACACAUGCACACACACACACACACACACACACACACACACACACACACACAAAUACAAAUACAGAGGGAGAAAGAGGGGAGGUCAUGAAGGGAAGAGAAAUGGAAUGCACCCGAGAGUGAGGCGUCUUCAGUGGAGAGGGGGCUGCUGCUGCUGCUGCUGCCUGACGCACAUGCUCUGUUCUGUUGCCGGUGCAAAACAAGCCGAACGUGGUUUAGACCCAUUUCCAUUCUAUUUCUAUUCAUUUUGUAUUCUUUCCCAAGGUGUCGCUGUUACAGAAAGAAGAGAAAAGAAAAGGAAGAAAAAAAAAAAGAAGAAACUUUGGAGCGGAGCUUAAAGAAACUGCCUGUUGGGCUUUUUGGUAGCAGAUGUGUUGUGUUUUAUUGUUGUGCAAGUCUGGAGGUUUUCAGGGCAAAUUCCAGAUUCCCGAUGAAACUCCCUGUCUUCCAGUCGCACACCCCACCCCACCCCACCCCACCCCACCCCGAUUCCUCACAAGCCUCCAGAGACACAUGAGGCAGUGAGAAGAGGGAACAAACAGCACUUCUACCAUCCCCCUCGGAAAGUGGUGCCAUGACGACAGGUUUCCACUGACAGAAGCGCAAGAUGGCCGUGGGCCACGUCGACAGACACUUACGCUGAGGGAGGGAGGAAGGAUGAGAUGAGCGAGGAAACAAACGAUAAAGGAGGAACGAGAUGCCGAUGGAAAGAAUUUCUUGCCUUUUUUGGCUUUGUUUUUUGGAGGGGUUGAUGGGAAAUAUUUCGGUGGCAUACUAGAAUCAGAUAUAUAUCUGACGAUACAUCCCUCCCAAUUUCACUCAUUCUCCAGCAACGAGAUUCUAACCUAAACUCCUCAGCAGGGAGCCAUGAUCUGUUACCUUUACAGGGCCUGCUCCUCACUCAUGUACCCAGCAGCACUGCAUGCUGGGUGGGCGAGACAGUAGGCUGGAGCAGCUGUGGGACUGGGGGAGAACUCAAAACUUAGUUUGACCCCUGAACUCAAAACUUAGUUUGACCCCUGAUGAAGUGGCCUCCGAGAGGAUGGGGCGGUUGGAAGGACUAUUGGGCCUCUACGUAGCUGCACAGUCCUGUCUGAAGCACAGUGUUAAUGUGUGUGUGUGUGUGUGUGUGUGUGUGCGUGUGUGCGUGUGCGUGCGUGUGUGUGUGUGUGUGUGAAGGACUCUUGCUGCAUCAGUUUGGGUUACACAUGUGGCCUCUACGUAGCUGCACAGUCCUGUCUGAAGCACAGUGUUAAUGUGUGUGUGUGUGCGUUUUUGUAUGAGUGAAAACUUUGCACUAAUAUUUUUCUAUGUUGUUUUUUGUAACAUUUUUGUAUUGUUCUAUGGUUCAUAUUUGUGUUUUGUAUGUAACUGCCAGUGAAUUCUAGUGGAAAUUUACGCAAGGUAAAUUUGAAUGGCGAAUUUCUUUAAAGCGUACCGAUGUAAUUGACAUUAUCUCAUGGUUACCAACCUUAAAUAUAAGAAAUUAUAUUUAGUAGAGUACACAUAACAGUUUGCAAAAUUAAUAUGGUAAAAAAAAGAUUAUUCAAAGUGCAUUUGUAUCCAGUAUGGCCCAAUUUGUACACACUCCCCUGAAGAAGCUUCUGAUCCAGCUCUAAAAGCUAUAUUGCUUCAGACGAAACCUGCUAAUUUUAAGGCCAGGAGAAAAGAGUCUUAUGUCAGACAACCGAUGUAACACAUGCUAGCGUGUGGGAGAUAGCUAGGUCAGGCCUACCGCUGUAACACACGCACACUGCUAGCUUGUGGGGUAUAGCUACAGUUGUAUCACAAGCACACUGCUAGUGUGUGGGGGAUAGCUAGGCCAGGCCAACUACGGUAACACAAUCACACUGCUAGCAUGUGUGGAAUAGCUAGGUCAGACCUAACACAAGCACACUGCUAGCGUGUGGGGAAUAGCUGGGUCAGGCCUACCGCUGUAACACAAGCACACUGCUAGCGUGUGGGGAAUAGCUGGGUCAGGCCUACACAUGGCCUCUGGUACGCUCAGUCGCUCUCUGAAGUGCUCUAUGGUACGCCUUCAUGUUAAGCUGAUUUUGGUUUACAUUUUAGACCUCUAUAGAAGUUUAAGAGAAACAGAAACCAACACUGAAAUCCAGGAUUUUUCAGGUAACACUUAUUUGCAGCACAUCAUAAAACUGAUAUAACCAUGUCAUAAAUAUGUCUUAGCUGUAAGGAUGAGGCAUAGACUAUUGUGGCAUUCACACAAUUCUGUGAUAGCUACUUAUUACACUCUCAUGCCAUUGGACUGUCACAAUGUCUAAUGACAUGACAUGGCAUCUGCAAUGACAGGUUUAUGACAGUUUUAUGUCAGUAUUAGAAGGUUCAAAUUAAGUGUUACCCUUUUUCUUUAUAGCACUGCCACAUAUUGUAUAAUGCUUUUGAUCCACACACACACACACACACACACUCACACACACACACACACACACACACACACUCGCUCCAUAAGUCUUCACGCUUCAAAAAGAGGUGGUGAAAUGCCACCUGGUGGAGUGCGUGAGUAAUUGUUUUAUUGAAGUCUAUUUGAUCUCCACUGUACGAUCUGGCAGUGCUUCUGUCAAUGCCUUAAUUAAUGCAAUCAAACUGUGAGUCAGUCUGUGAGAAAUGUGUUGAUUACACGCAAAUAAAUAAAAUCAAAUGCUUUUUAAAAAAGAUUUUUAAUUGGUACAUGCUGCGUUAUGGAGUGCAGUCCAUUUGUAUUUCACUUUCUCUCUAUCUCUCUCACACACACACACAUACACACACACACACACACACACACACACACACACACACAGACCCUGAUGUCUACAAAGUGCCUUCAAGAAGCCAGUAUUUUGCUGUGUAUUUUCCUUUGGGUUUGUUGUGUUUAGGUUGAAUAAUCCAUUCAAUUAUUUGAUAAAUGAUAAUGUAUUGAAUCUUGUCGAAAUGACAGUUAUUUUGUUAUCAUUGCCAAUGUAAUUUUGAAAAGAUUUUUAUACGCCUUUUCUAUGAAAUAAAUAGCUACUUCAUUCACAGUU
Clupea harengus (Atlantic herring) is the source of this 5383-nucleotide messenger RNA. It is a transcript of the gene axl, whose product is annotated as tyrosine-protein kinase receptor UFO-like. Gene Ontology annotation, cellular component: signaling receptor complex; plasma membrane. Lineage: Eukaryota; Metazoa; Chordata; Actinopteri; Clupeiformes; Clupeidae. The record is from RefSeq and is a predicted model, not a curated record. The transcript has 8 exons. Gene Ontology annotation, biological process: protein phosphorylation; natural killer cell differentiation; positive regulation of phosphatidylinositol 3-kinase/protein kinase B signal transduction. Gene Ontology annotation, molecular function: ATP binding; protein binding; transmembrane receptor protein tyrosine kinase activity. Bases 16 to 1452 code for a protein of 478 amino acids.